AUGGCGUCGGUACUUCUUGCACCAGAUGCGAUGGGAGCACAGUCUUUGCUGUUGUACUUCGCUCGCAAGAAGAUGCACAGGCAUAUACACGUAGCUUGUAGCCAGCUCCUCAACAAACGUGUGAAUGAUCCAGUGCUGCUCUUCUGGAGGGCGUACGCGGUCAUGAUGGAAGGGAGGAUUACAGAAGCUGUCAGUGAAUUUGAAGCUCUGAGAGGAAAUCCUGCUGUGCAGCUCGCAGCGCUGGUGUGCCUGAAAGCCGCGCAUGAGAAAACAAAGUUUGUCGACAGGGAAGCUGUGCAGUCUGUGACGAAGGCGAUUUUCGAUGAGGAGAAGCAGAACAAAGAGGGUUCAUUCUUCAUGGGAGCUCUUGUGUGCCUGCUAAGAAAUGAUUUCAAGAAAGCAAGAGAUUACAUUUCGAAAGUGCUAGAGUUCCAACCAAACUACCCGCAGGCAAAGAGCGUGAAUGGCUGGAUCGAGCUUCUGUCUGGGACAGAGAUCAAGGCGAAGAAAUCCAUCGAGCUGUUCGAGGCAGCCAUGGAAGCAAAUCCGAAUGAUAUCGAAGCGGUCCUUGGAAAGGCAGCUUUCUUGGAGAGAUACAAGCCGCUGCCCGAGGCAAUUGAGUUCAUGAAUCAAUUCAUCGUCAAAUUCAGCUGGUUUGCUCCUGCGAUCACAGAGAAAGCAAGGCUGCUGAUUGCUGGAGGGGACUGGGAUCAAGCCAUCGAGUCUGUGAAUAGAGCCUUGAACUUGGACGGAAAUAACUUGGACGCUCUCAUGAUGUCUGCGCUGCACGCCCUGGUGAAGGAAAGCAAAUUUUCAGUGGCAUCUCAACGAAUCGGAGAACUCUUUGAAAUCAUCAAGGAGUGCGAGCCUUACAACCCUGAGAUUAUCUGCACGUGUGCCUCUGUCUUCUCCCGCCUGUGUGCAAGAAACACAACAAUAUUGAAUCAAUGCAUACAAAUGAUGAAGAUGGUUACGGAGAUGGAAAGGUCAUCUGUCUACAUGGCAGAAUUGGCAUAUCAAUAUUUCUUGAUGUCCAACUUCAAAGAGGCAUUGCAGAGAUAUCAGGAGGCGUACAAUCUUGAUGAACUGAACAUGAAUGCGGCGUACUGGAAAAUUAUAUGUCAGAUCUUUCUUGGAGAUAUGGAAGAAGCGUCACAGCAAUUUGAAUUUUUGAAUGCCAUACAUGGCGACUCAGCAACGGGCAAAUCGACCGAGUUGUGCUACAUCGGUGCGCUCUUAGCGAUGAAGUUGGAAAAGAAUACAGAAUCCUCCAUCAUGAAACUGGAAGAAACAGCAACAUUCCACAUGGAACAGUUCAACAAGUCUUCCAUCUCAUUCGAUUAUAUCAUUCGCUUCAAUCCAGACUUCUUAUUGCAGGCGACGAGAGACCUGCUCGAGUACGCUGGAAGUGAGUGUCCCCCGGAAGGAGAAUCUCCAUCUCCUGUCUUGUCAAAAGCGAUCAAGAUAUUGGAUGGAGUGUCCAAACUUGCUCCCGGCAUGCUAGAAGUACAAAUUCUGCUGGCGAAAUCGAGAUACUUGGCCAGAGACUUCGAGGUGAGAUACUGUGUGUUUGACUUCAUGCGCUUGAAGAUGGAUCCUACCCACUAUGCUUCGCACAUGCUCAUGGCACAAAUUUACAUGGAAAUGGGAAGGUUCAAUGACGCAAACUCUUCUCUCGAGCUGGCUCUUUCCCACAAUUUCGAGAUCCGGGAAUCGCCCGUAUAUUUCCUCCUCAAGAGCAUCAUUCACGAGAGGAGUGGCGAGUGGAGUCAAGCUUUGAAGGUGCUAGAAAGCGCUAUGAAGUUGCCUGGAGCGUCAACUGCAAGAAACGCUCCUUCGCAGGACCAACGGGCAUCGAUCUUCAUUCAUCUUGCCAAGGUACAAACAAGACCGAUUGCCAUUGAGCUUGCAUCACCGCACCAUUUUCAUCAGGUCCAGAAUGAACUUGGACAGACACAUGAGGCAAGCAAGACGAUUCAAGAUGCAAAGGGAGAGUUCCAUGGCACUCCCUCCCACGCGCAGAUCAUCCUCCUGGAUGCUGAACUAGCGUUGAAGAGAGGAGACGUCCAGUCUGCUCUGAUCCUACUCAAGGGUAUCAGCUCAGACUCCCCCUACUAUGUGAAGGCCAAGAUUGCUGUGGCCAACAUUCACCUCAAUCAUCGUCACAACAAGAAGUUGUAUCUCCGCUGCUAUGAGGAGCUUGUAGAGCGAAACGAGACCAUCGCCACUCUCUGCAUGCUAGCAGAGGCAUACCUGAGGCUCCAAGAACCAAAUAUGGCUGUGGAAAAGUUCAAGAGAGCCAAAGAGCUUGAAGAUACAACCGGCAAAGGAUCAGGAACGAACUUGGCCGCGAAGAUCGGACAGGCCAUGGUCAGCUCGCACGACUUUGAUGGAGCUAUCCAGUACUUGCAGUCUGCGUCGGAGCAACAGCCCAACGUCCUGAGCCUUCGGCUGUCCCUUGCUGAGUUGUUCAUGAAGCUCGGUAAAUAUGAUUCGGCCCUCGAUGUUUGCGCAAAGGCAAAGAAAUUCCUGCAAGCUGCGGACAAUGUGGAAGCGAUGAUAUCAUCCACCAAGAUCUACUUGUUGGAGGCAAAGGUCCACAAGCUUGCGGGGAAGCAAGAACGUUACAAGGAUUCUCUGAUGCUUGCUCGAGAAGAGCAGCUCAAGAUUCUCGGGCGGAUGAGAGGAGAAGCUUCUUCCUUGCUGCGCCACCAGCGCACUCUCGCUGCCAACAUCUGCUCGGACUUGGCGAAAUACAUGGAGAGCAUCAAGAACUACACAGAGUCCCUUCGAUUCUACGGCGAGGCGCUGAAACAUGAUGAGAAGCAUGCAGAUGCCAUGUUGUCCCUCGCGCGUCUGCAUAUGGACAGAGACGAGCUGGACGAGGCGAAGAAGCAAUGCUCGGCCUUGCUCAAGUUUGACCUAGAAGUCGAGGCAGCAACCAUGAUGCUGGCAGACAUCAUGUUCCGCAGCAACGACUUCGAUGAUGCCAUCAAGUACUUCGCGCAGAUCCUCGAGAGAAACCCCAACAACUACAAGGCGCUGGAGCAGCUCAUUCUGCUUGUCCGUCGUGCUGGACGGCUGCUGGACACCAAGAAGAAAGGGAGGAUAAGCGAAGCGACACGUUUUCUCAAACUUGCCGAAAGAUCAUCAGCCCGUGCCUCAUUCGACGCUGGAUUCCACUACUGCAAGGGUCUCUUCUGCAGAUUCUCUAGGAACUUGACGGAGGCGCUAGAGGAACUCAAUCAGGCAAGGAAAGAUGGAGAAUGGGGGGCCAAGGCUAUCACCCAAAUGAUAGAGAUUUACUUGGACACGGAUGAAGUAGGAGAGGAAUUGUUGUCGACCCAGAAGAAGAUUGACAACGUGAAGAUGGCAAGUGAUCUGAGAAAGGAAUUGGGCGACAAAGGAACAGAAAAACCGGUCAAGUUACAACUCUAUGCAGCAUAUGAGCAGCUCUGUCUACAGACGAAGAGCUCGGUGGAGAAUGCAGUGAAUUUGUUCACGGACAUUCUGAACAUAGAGAAGGAUUCUGUUUCAGCUCUUCUUGGUUUGUCCUUGGCUCUCCGACUCCUCAAGCAGGAUGCUAAAGCCAGAAAUCACCUGAAGAGAAUCUCAAAGAUGCAGUACAACUCUGAGGAAGCAGAGGAAUUCGAGAAGUCGUACUUGCUCCUAGCAGACAUCUACAUCCAGUCAAACAAGAAUGACCUCGCUCAGGAAUUGUGCCGCAAGUGUCUGACACACAACAAAUCCUGUGCAAAGGCGUGGGAGUAUCAGGGAUUGAUCUAUGAGAAGGAAGCAUCCUAUGCCGAUGCUGCUCAGGUGUAUGAAAUGGCAUGGCAAUUUGACAAUAAGCGCAAUGCGUCUGUUGGAUACAAACUAGCUUUCAACUUUCUAAAGGCAAAGCGAUACAUCGAUGCAAUCAACAUCUGCCAUGCGGUGUUAAAGCUUCAACCAGGAUAUGAAAAGAUCAAGACAGAGAUCUUGGAGAAGGCUCGAGGUUCCAUCAGAUUGUGAGAACUAUGAAUUGCAUUAAAUCGUUCUCAUGUCCUC
Molecule: messenger RNA, 4050 nt
Organism: Guillardia theta CCMP2712
Lineage: Eukaryota; Cryptophyceae; Pyrenomonadales; Geminigeraceae
Exons: 27
Coding region: 1-4014 (1337 amino acids)
Biological process (GO): protein localization to cilium; intraciliary retrograde transport
Cellular component (GO): intraciliary transport particle A
Molecular function (GO): protein binding
Source: RefSeq, a predicted model, not a curated record